GGCCCGUCGCAGUGCUCGGCGGCCGUUGGCGGGGGGGUGGGGGCCAGGGCAGAUUUGGGGGUUCAACGAGGGAAAAAAAUAAUCGGGCGGAAAAUCCCAACAUUGAGUUUUUUGAGACACUUUUCCUGUCCGGAGCUUCUCCAAGCCCAAUCGCUCCCCCCAUCUCACGCCCAGCCGCCACAACGACCUCUAAGGGAAAUCCCGCUACCUCCCUCCCCGAGUGGACUGUCCCUAAUAUCUUCAGAUUCCAUAUCCUUCUCCUCUCGUCGUCCCUCGUCGCAGCCGCAUCCGGAUCCUCCCUACCCAACGACGGCGCACACCCACGCCAUGUUCUCGCGUGCUGCCCUACGAGUCCCGAGAGCGGUAGCGCCUCUGGCGCGCGUCCGAGCCGCCAGGCCCGCCGUCGCCCUCUCUCCCUUCCGUUCCGUCACCACCAACGCUGCCGCCUCGUAUGUCGACAAGAGCUCCGUGCCCGAUGCCGACGACAAGCCCUUCCAGGUCACCCUGAGCGACGAGAGCUUCGAGACCUACGAGCUCGACCCGCCGUCCUACACCGUCGACGUCACCAAGAAGGAGCUGAAGCAGAUAUACUACGACAUGGUCGUUGUCCGCCAGAUGGAGAUGGCUGCCGACCGGUUAUACAAGGAGAAGAAGAUCCGCGGUUUCUGCCACCUGUCCACCGGCCAGGAGGCUGUCGCCGUCGGUAUCGAGCACGCAUUGACCAAGCAGGACGACAUCAUCACCGCCUACCGGUGCCACGGCUUCGCCCUCAUGCGCGGCGGGACCGUGCGGUCCAUUAUCGGCGAGCUCCUGGGUCGCCGCGAGGGCAUCGCCUACGGCAAGGGCGGCUCCAUGCACAUGUUCACCAAGGGUUUCUACGGCGGCAACGGCAUCGUCGGCGCCCAGGUCCCCGUCGGCGCCGGCCUGGCCUUCGCGCACAAGUACACCAACAGCAAAAAGGCCACCGUCAUCCUGUACGGCGACGGUGCCAGCAACCAGGGCCAGGUUUUCGAGGCCUUCAACAUGGCCAAGCUCUGGAACCUGCCCGCCCUCUUCGGCUGCGAAAAUAACAAGUACGGCAUGGGUACGGCCGCGGCCCGAUCCUCGGCUCUGACCGACUACUACAAGCGUGGCCAGUACAUCCCCGGCCUCAAAGUUAACGGCAUGGACGUGCUGGCCGUACGGGCCGCCGUGAAGUACGGCAAGGAGUGGACGGUGGCCGAGAACGGGCCGCUCGUGCUCGAGUACGUGACGUACCGGUACGGCGGCCACUCGAUGUCGGACCCGGGCACGACGUACCGGACACGCGAGGAGAUCCAGCGCAUGCGGUCGACCAACGACCCGAUCGCCGGCCUCAAGCACAAGAUCCUCGACUGGGGCGUGUGCACGGAGGAUGAGCUCAAGUCGAUCGACAAGGACGCGCGCAAGCACGUUAACGACGAGGUCGCUAUCGCUGAGGCUAUGGCCGUCCCCGACACGACGCCGCAGAUUCUGUUCGAGGACAUCUACGUCAAGGGCACCGAGCCGCAGUACAUCCGCGGCCGCACGCCCGACGAGAACUUCUACUUCAGCCGUUAGAUAGUAAAGGGGGGGAAGAGGGGAUAAGCAGCGAGGAAGAAGCGGAUGGGGCUUCUAACGCGGAGCACAACGACGACGAAACGACACGAGCGAGGGCCGGGGGAGUAAAGGGCAGGGGGCUAGGCGGGGCUGGUAGCCAAGAGGGCAAAGGAGCAGGGAGGGUGAAGGCAACCCUUUCUGGGUCAUAGCAAGACUCUGUAAAGUAUUCUUUUUAUUUUUAUUUUUUUUAUAGAAGGGCUGGGCUCGUACAUCUGGCAGGGCCCCGGAGUCAAUUACAAGUGGUGCUUUCGAUCACGCCCCUCCACCCCCCCUGCGCGCGAUUAAACUAGCUAGGCAGCCAGCAACGAAGAACACCUCUUAGAUUUGUUACUAGCCCCCACCCCGUCGCGACGAGCUCAGGAAGGGAUACAGAGAGAAGGACGGAGGGUAGCAUAGUAAUAUCAGAUUCACCAUCUUCCUUCCUUAACCUGUCCGCGACGCGCAAGUUGCAAAGCCCCGUCAUCCUAGUCCCCCCCCCGGAUAAGCCGCGGGUAGGCAACAUCGUGAUUCCCGAACCGUAGCAUAAUAUAGCCGGCGCGCGCGCAAGAGGCGCAAGCCAGCC
Molecule: messenger RNA, 2179 nt
Organism: Durotheca rogersii
Lineage: Eukaryota; Fungi; Ascomycota; Sordariomycetes; Xylariales; Xylariaceae
Product: dehydrogenase E1 component-domain-containing protein
Exons: 3
Coding region: 328-1578 (416 amino acids)
Biological process (GO): pyruvate decarboxylation to acetyl-CoA
Cellular component (GO): intracellular membrane-bounded organelle
Molecular function (GO): pyruvate dehydrogenase (acetyl-transferring) activity
Source: RefSeq, a predicted model, not a curated record